GCACUCUGGAUCAUUGCAUUUUUGAAGUGGAGAGAACUGGAAGCUCUUAACACAAAUCUACGUUUACUGCGUAAUUUAUAGGCUAUGGCGUUAUUUUUAGACCAAUCGUUCGAACUAGUUAAGAAAAUAAGCCUGGAGACUGAAAGUGACUUUAUUUUGAACAAAAACACGGUCCAUUAUUCAGAUGUCACAGCCGAACAAACGUCGUCCUCGUCUGAAGUGGAAAGAAAUAACAACCCAGACGGCCAGAGGAAAAGAAAAAGGACCAUCUUCAGCCGCGCGCAGCUGUCAGAACUUGAGCGCGCGUUCGUGGUGACUCCGUACCCAGACAUCACCCUGCGCGAGAGCCUAGCCGCGCUCACGUUACUGCCCGAAAGCAAGAUUCAGGUGUGGUUUCAAAACAGACGAGCGCGCAGUAUGAAAAGUAAAAAGCUGUCCAGACCAGUCAGGAGUCCAGCAAGAGCGGUUUCCUCCAACCAUGUAACUUCCAUUCCACAGAUCAACCCCGGUUUGACCUCCGAACAGAGAGAAAGACCUGACAGAUAUCAAACAGCGAGCAGGAGCCCUGGUCACCAUCAGCACACCUUCAGACAAGCACUGAGUCCCUGGUCUCAAAACCUCCCCCAUCAAGCACCUCCGCCCAUCUCUCCGGGCCUCCCUGGAGUCCUGCCCUGGGGAAACAGACACCCUCAUACAUCUGCAUCUUUCUCAUCCGACAGACCGGCUCAGCAUCCGUUCCAAAAUCAGUCAGACUGUCUCUGGCAGAUGAACUGCUUCACGUCUCCUGAGGAGUUUUCAGGCCAUCAGUUGAAGUCAUAUUGUAGCUCCAGUCAGUCCAUUUACAGUUGUAUGUCUGAGGAGCAAGUGAUCUCUGCACAUCAGGCCUGUAUGGAAGGAACUGUACACCGACAGAGUCAAGCCGUCAUUCACUAUCCUCAGACAUCACUGGGAGAUAUUUCUGAACUUAUUUAUAGUGCAGCCGUGGUCACCAACCUGGAAGACUGCUGA
Triplophysa dalaica is the source of this 1008-nucleotide messenger RNA. RefSeq names its product SEBOX homeobox (gene sebox). Gene Ontology annotation, molecular function: DNA binding. Lineage: Eukaryota; Metazoa; Chordata; Actinopteri; Cypriniformes; Nemacheilidae. The record is from RefSeq and is a predicted model, not a curated record. The transcript has 3 exons. The coding region runs from base 85 to 1008 and encodes 307 amino acids.